AUGGAUGCCCAAUUGAGCAGAAGAUCAGUUUCCAUGAGGCCCCAAUUGAUGGAUACCAUCGUCGUCCUCAUAUGGCUCUCUCUGAUCUCCAUCUGUUCCUCCCAGACCGCCAAUUUAUCGUCUGGACAGGGGAACCCUAAUGGUGCGUCCGCUUCUUCGAAUAGCCCACCGUCGCCGAAGCCAGCUCAACCACCCCCUCAUCGUCCUCGUAAUUCGCCACCACCACCUACCGCAAACGGUUGGCGGGCACAGAAAUCUGAUCCUCCACCGCCUCCUCAGUCUCCUUCUCCUCCUCCGCCUGCACCUCAUAAGUUCGAAGAGAGCGACGGGAAUCCCUCAGCGAAGUCGCCCCUGGGGAAGACACCUCGAUCUCAUAAUGGAGGAUCUGGAAGCGCUGAAGGAAAGAAAAACCCGUUGGGCAAGAAACUAGGGAUCUGGUUUUUGGGGAUAGCCGGAUGUCUGCAAGUCGCAGCUGUGGCUUUUUUGUCUUUCAAGAGGCGGCAAAUACCCGCAAUUCUGGAGAAAAGUGGAACUCAGUUAGGUGACUGA
Messenger RNA from Nymphaea colorata (pocket water lily), 549 nucleotides. Its product is annotated as formin-like protein 16. The coding region runs from base 1 to 549 and encodes 182 amino acids. The record is from RefSeq and is a predicted model, not a curated record. Lineage: Eukaryota; Viridiplantae; Streptophyta; Magnoliopsida; Nymphaeales; Nymphaeaceae. The transcript has a single exon.